AUGUUCUCUCAGCGCCUCUUGUGGCUUGGUGCCACUCUUCUGGCCUCGUGCUCUCAGCUAGCCAGCGCCGAGUUGCCAGCCGACGCCAUUGAGCUCGAUCUUGUCUUCCCUCGCGGCGAUGGCAAGUAUGCCGAGACCACCAACGGCUACCCCGUCCUCCUCAACGUCCAGAACCCCGAUGUCGCGUACAAGUACGGCUACAACUUUGUCUGGGAUAUCUACUCGAGAAACAAGAACUCGUACAUGCGUACCGCCGCCCACGGCAUCUUGGGCGCUUCCAUCGGAAACGACAGCACCUUUGGCAACGGCCCGCACCUCGAGGCUGGCAAGACCGGUCACCUCGCUCCCGGCGACUACACAUUCGCUUGGGUCUUUGGCAUGGGCGCCCAAUGCGAGUUCACCGAGCAACCCGACUACAGCGAGUUCAACCUGAACCCGCGCAUCGCCAACGGUAGCUUUGACUUCACCGUCGAGACCAGCGGCAAGGAGCCGACUUUCACCACUUGCCCGAGCGCCAUUGGCAGCAUGAGCUACGUUUCCACGACGACAUACAACUCCGAGGCCACCAGUGUCUGUGCUGUCACUGCUUCUAUCACCCACGAUUCGCAACCCUGCUCGGCUACCAUCAGCAACGACCAAGCUACCAGCGUUUACAGCGCGCUGGGCUAUGCUCGCGCAACAGGAUCUUCCGGAGCCGCAUCGCUCAACUCGAACUUGCCCUCGUCUCAUUUCGCUCUCAUUGCCGGUGUAGUCGCAGCGGUUGCAAUUUUGGCUUAA
Colletotrichum acutatum is the source of this 777-nucleotide messenger RNA. RefSeq lists its product as uncharacterized. The transcript has a single exon. Lineage: Eukaryota; Fungi; Ascomycota; Sordariomycetes; Glomerellales; Glomerellaceae. The coding region runs from base 1 to 777 and encodes 258 amino acids. The record is from RefSeq and is a predicted model, not a curated record.